CACUGUUGUUUAAAAUUAUCAUCCAAAGGAUUCAGCAUUUCAUUGUACAUUUCAUCUAAUUCCCAGCGCUCACACACACACUUAAAAGCCGCUGGUCUCCACCUGCUUCAGAGGGUGGACACAGGUGUUACUGUGUGUGUAUCAGCACCUGCCGGCGGCAUGGCCUCAGCAUGGUCUGAAGAGGAGACCUUCAUCUGCUCAGUCUGCCUCGACACCCUGAAGGACCCGGCCACUCUGCCCUGUGGCCACUCAUACUGCUUAGCUUGCAUUCAGGGUCACUGGGACAGGGGGGGCAGCAAGGGCCAGUACAGCUGCCCACAGUGUAGGCAGGUCUUCAACCCUCGACCCUCACUGGCCAGGAGCACCGUCCUCAUGGAGGCUAUGGAGAAACUCAGAGCUGGCAGCUUCAAGCAGACGUCCAUUUCCUCUGCCCCGCCAUCGAUGCCUGUCUACCUGGACGUCCUACCUGAUACUGGGGCGAUGGCUCCUCAGCGACAGGGGAGUGUGUACCCUCAGCUCCCCACAGUGGCCCGUGGAUGCUGCCAUCAACACCAGCGACCCCUGGACCUGUUCUGCCAUGAUGACAAAGAGAGUGUGUGUGAGGAGUGUUGUCAGCAUGGACACAAGGGUCAUCGGGUUCUCAAAACACAGGAGGAGAGGGCACAGAGACAGACCGAGCUUGUUCAGAUGCAGGCAGAUGUACAGAGGAGAAUCAAGGAGACUGAAAAGGAGAUUAAUGAGCUCCCACAAACCGCCCGUCAACAUAAGGCCUCAGUCCAGGCUCUUCAGAAGGAGAGUGUGGAUUUGUUCUCAGAGCUGGUGAAAAGUGUGGAGCUCAUGGGCACCCAGGUUGGUGAGCUGCUCAGUAAUCAUGAGACCUCCCUGGGCAGCCGGGCUGAAGGGCAAAUCCAAAGGCUGGAGCAGGAGGUGGCACAGCUCCACAGGAGGAGUGAGGAGCUGAAGUGGCUGGCUGACAUGCAGGACCAUAUCUGCUUCCUGAAGAACUUCCAGAUGCUGGAGCCACUGGGCCAGAGUGGGACCAGAGAAGAGGCGGGCCUGUGUCAAGAAGAGGCAGUGGUCGCUUCAAUCCGCUCUGCCAUGAAGGAGCUCAGCGACUCACUACAGGACGUCUGCAAAGCCAGCCUGGCCAAGAUCUUCAGAGUGGUGAAUGAUGUCUCCAUGGCUCCAGCAGCCAAUGGUGUGGCAGCAGCAGCUGACAGCAGUCAGGCCAACGCACAAAACACAGUUUAUGAGAUGACAACAAACCUUCCACCUUCCGCCCCUCCACGACCUCAUGCGUCGGCCACUCCUCCACCCCUUCCUCCUCCCCGAGUACAAGCACCUCCCAUGACAACACUGGGACUUGUUAGUCCAGAGCCCAAGACCAGAGAAGAUUUGCUGAAAUUUCGCUGUGAGCCCACCAUGGACCCCAACAGUGCAUAUCGCCAUGUGCUGCUGUCAGAGGGGGGUCAUAAAGCCACGCUGCGGGCGGAGAACGUAAACCCAACAGACCAUCCUGAACGCUUCCACUUCUGGAGACAGGUCCUCUGCAGAGAGCCCCUGGCCGGCAGCCCCUAUUACUGGGAGGUGGAGUGGACCGGACAGAAGAUGACCGUCGGUGUGGCCUACAAAGAGAUGGAGCGUAAGGGUUCAAAUGACCAGAGCCGUCUGGGCCACAAUGCCAUGUCCUGGAGCUUGUACUGGUCUGGGACAGGCUUCUCCUUCUGGCAUGGCGGCCAGGAGACCCUGUUGGGCUCACCCAUGGCCCGACAUAUUGGUGUCUAUUUAGACCAGCAUGCUGGGGUUCUGGCCUUCUACCGCAUCACUAACAACCAGGCCUACCUCAUCCACCGGUACCAGACCCAGUUCACUGGACCGUUAUACCCAGGGUUCAGGUUCUGGACGGGAGUGGGAACCACGGUGACUGUGUGCCAACUGGACUGAUCUUUACCUGGACGAUGGCCUGUUAUGAAACCUCCGUCCAUGCUGGAAACAGGCCAUUUAUGCAUAACGCUUCCAGUACAAUCUGCAUAUCUGUUUGGAUUUUGAUGAAUACCAGAAAACAAAUAACUUUUUAGCAGUGACACUGUGCUGUACAGGAGUUCAUCCUAGCCUUUUUACUGUCUACCUAAUGAGGCUCUUAUUCAGAUUUUCUUUGUACAUCAGCAUCUAUUCACUUUUUCAUGUAAACUAAAAAAAUGUUAUCAAUAAAGGAAUGAGAAACAGAAACAAAA
Molecule: messenger RNA, 2234 nt
Organism: Myripristis murdjan (pinecone soldierfish)
Lineage: Eukaryota; Metazoa; Chordata; Actinopteri; Holocentriformes; Holocentridae
Gene: ftr86
Product: finTRIM family, member 86
Exons: 11
Coding region: 160-1944 (594 amino acids)
Molecular function (GO): protein binding; zinc ion binding
Source: RefSeq, a predicted model, not a curated record